AUGAGUGUUCUCAAUUGGACGGGGAAUGUUAAUGCCAGUGUUGAAAUGGAUUCAAUAAAUCAUGUCUGGACUGUGGUGGAAAAUGUCCGGGUUGCAAGCAGUGCUGCGGAGUUGGCUAUUUUCACGGCAAUACUUUAUUGGUUCUUUACAUCGAGCCGUGUAGCAGAUAUGUUAGAAGUGGUAGGGGAAAGAGUGGGAGGAUGGUGUGGCCGCGAUACGAGCUCCCUAAGGCACGCGAUGCGCACCCGCAAGAGGCCGCAUACCGAUGUAUAUGCUAAACUUGAUGCUGAAAUGACGUCAAGAACAUCUUCCCUCUAUCGCAUUAAGAAUGGACCAGUGGUGCCACCGCCACAGCCUGCCACGAGGCCAUCAGCUGGACUUGCCUGCGCACGAUGUGCUCCGUUAUCAAGGGAGUCAUGGCAGGAUACAAAGGUAGCGGAAUCCAGUGCAGUCAUCAACAUUCUGGAUAUUGGCAGACAGACCUUUGCUAAUGGUGGAGUGGUUUCGCGGUACCUCUGCGACCUGGCACAGUGCUUUCAACUGACGAAUUUUGACUACGGCGAUAUCGUCCCUAAGGUGGUGAAAGACGAGCGUUUCCAAAACGCAAUAGAAGAGACGAUAAAGGAGGAGUUGAAUCCAGGGAAGAAAAAAGAAGAAACUAAAAAGGAAUCCAGUUAUGCGGCGGUUAGAAAGCGAGUGGAGGCGAAAGCUAUGAAAGUUCUUCUUGAUAUCAGCUCCGCCAUGUCCACUAAUGUGCUUAAAUUAGUGGCGUGGUUAUGCCACAAAGCAGUGCGUCGGGUCGCCGGCGGCGGUUGCGGCACUCGAGCAGCGUGCGUUGAGCGUUUACGCCGCGCAAACGCUGCGGGUCUACCGCUUGUCUUCGUACCCCUACAUAGGUCCCACUUUGAUUACAUUCUAGUCACAUUCACGCUGUACCUGACGGGCCUGAGGCCGCCGCUGGUGGCUGCUGGUGAUAAUAUGAGGAUACCGUUCUUUGGGUGGUUCCUGCGCGGUUGUGGCGCGUUUUAUAUACGUCGGCGAGUUGACGGCUCAGAAUAUCACGAAGAUUCUAUCUAUAAAUCAGCACUUAGGGCUUAUAUACUAAAUAGCUUAGCAGCAAACAAUAACCUCGAGUUCUUUAUAGAGGGAGGUCGGACAAGGACAGGAAAACCGCAGGCACCUAAAGCGGGUAUCCUAUCAGUUAUCCUGGAGGCCUACCUCGAAGGUACCAUUGACGAUGCAUUAUUGGUACCGGUUACUUUGAAUUAUGACAAAUUGGUGGAUGGAAAUUUUGUGAGGGAGCAACUGGGUAUGCCCAAACAGAUGGAGACAUUUUGGUCGGCAUUGCGUGGAAUUUGGAGGACUUUGAACACUAAUCAUGGGGGUAUAAGGGUGGAUUUCAAUCAGCCUAUAUCGUUGAAGGAGCUAGUAACGUCCUUCCAAAAGUACAAUCACCUAAAAGCAGCAACAGAUAGGCCGCUUACUCCAACAAAUAACAAUUUGACGAUGGACAUAGACAGACAUAUCCUUAACAGUCACAGCAGUUUCUAUGGAGCCAAUGUCAGUGCGGAUCAUAAGAUGAUGGUAGAGGCUAUUGGCAGGCAUCUGGUGUAUGAUGCAGCCGUAUCAACGCCAUUAAUGUGCACGAACGUAGUCGCGUACGUCCUCCUGACAGAACAAAGGGCCGGCUGCACAUUGAAACAACUUCUCGAUAGUUUUGAGGCAAGAUCGCGUACCCUCGUGAUGGAAGGACGUGAUCUGGGAUACGCGGGAGACUCGAGGACUGUAUUGAAACAUGCUAUGGACAUGUUGGGGCGCGGUGUGGUAUCCCGCGAUGAAAACCGUGUGCGAGCACAAUGUUCUGUGGCAGCUGCGCUUGAGUUGUCCUACUACGCUAAUUCCGUUGUGGCACAUUAUGCAGCACCCGCUAUAGUUGUUACCGCACUUGAAAGUAUACUCGCCGAACCGGACGCGGACGCAGCGUACGUACGACACAACGAGCUAAUGACGCGUUCGUUGGAACUUUGCGGGAUUAUGGGACACGAAUUCAUACUGAACGCCCCUUGUCAUCGCACGGAGGAGGGAAUACAGGACGCUUUGGCUUCAUUGGUGCAAAGUGAUGUUUUGUGUACUAUACAGAAUGACAAUGUACUGGAUGAGCAGAGGUGGUCCCAGCGGUUUGCAAAGACAUUAGACGAAGAUAUGGAUGAUGAGGAGCGACCCGACCCCACAAGGAAUAUUAAGUACAGGAUCUCAAACAAACCAGAGGCUCUCACGGAAAGACGGCGUUUGUUACGUACACUCAGGCCGCUGCUGGAGGCCUAUUCGGCGACAGGAAAAUGUUUGAAAAACGCGUCUCAAAAGGAAGUUGUUACAGCGGCGUUAGACAAACUCACGGAAGAUUUUACACAGAAUAGAAUGAUAUAUGGUGAAGCGGUAUCGACAGACGCAAUACGCAACUGUUUGCGCGUGUUGCGCCAAUCAGGCGUAAUAGACAUGUAUACUGAAAACAAAAUCAGGAUGAUAAGGCCUAACGAACCCACGGGUCAAAACAUUCUAGACCAAGUGCAAAAGUUUAAUGUGCAAACGCCCUUAUUAGAAAAGUGA
Messenger RNA from Pieris macdunnoughi, 2607 nucleotides. The record is from the annotation of a GenBank genome assembly. NCBI's taxonomy places the organism in Eukaryota, Metazoa, Arthropoda, Insecta, Lepidoptera, Pieridae.